AUGGAUAAGAGUUGGAUGACACUAAUUAGGGAUAUAUUAAGUCUGCGGUAUCAGGCCGGAGUUGAUGCUUUUAUUGAAUUUGCAAAAGUAAAUGCAGGCGGGCGUAGCAUGAUUCGGUGUCCAUGCAACAAAUGCAUGAAUCUUGAUUGGCGUGAAUUUGGUAGUGUGCAAGAUCAUUUGGUUCGAUAUGGGAUUAUGGUAUCCUAUAAGAUUUGGUUGCACCAUGGAGAAUUGCCUGAUAAUCAACAUGGUGAUUCCGGUGAUGACAGGGAUGAGAACGAUGAUGAUAACAAAGAUGAGUAUCCAGAAUUAAUGGAAGACCAUUACAGAGAAACUUAUAUGGAAGAUGAUGAUGUAGAGAUGGAUCAUGAUGUUCGAAACUUCAAAAAAUUACUAGAAGCUUCCCAGCGUGAAAUGUAUCCUGGUUGCAAAAACUUCACUUUGUUGGCAUUUGUUGUCAAGAUGCUUCAUGUGAAAGUUAAGAAUAGAUGGAGUAAUAAGUCAUUCGACAUGAUUUUACAGAUAUUUAUGGACUUAUUGCCAGAGGGUCAUUUGGUUCCGGGGUCAAUUUAUGAAACGAAGAAGUUGUUGCGUGAUCUGGGCAUGGGAUAUGAGCAUAUCGAUGCAUGCCAACAUGAUUGUGUACUGUUUUGGAAGGAGAACUCGCACCUAAUAAAGUGUCCUGUAUGUGGGGAGUCUAGCUACAAGUUCAUUGGUGGAAAUGGUAUGAAGAUCCCUCGUAAGGUGUUGCAUUACUUUCCGUUAACUCCGAGGUUGCGGAGGCUGUACAUGUCUAGGAAAACGGCCACAGAGAUGAGAUGGUAUAGGGAUAAACGUGUAGAUGACGGGAUUGUGAGACAUCCGGCUGACACUGAGGAGUGGAAGGAAUUUGAUCUUAUUCAUCCUGAGUUUGCAAAAGAGAUCCGCAAUGUAAGGCUGGGACUGGCUAGUGAUGGGUUCAACCCUUUUGGGAACAUGAGCAAUGCCUAUAGUAUGUGGCCAGUCAUACUUAUGCCUUACAACUUGCCACCCUGGUUGUGUAUGAAAGAAUCUUUUUUCAUGAUGUCCUUACUUAUUCUUGGACCACAUGCACCAGGGAACGACAUUGAUGUUUUCUUGAGGCCUUUGGUCGACGAGUUGAAGGAGUUGUGGGACAAUGGGGUAGUAACUUAUGAUGCCUCCAAAAAACAGAUCUUCCGGAUGCAUGCGGCUAUAUUGUGGACCAUUAAUGACUUUCCUGCAUAUGGUAACUUGUCUGGGUGGAGCACAAAAGGCUAUUGUUUUCCUCUACUCAUUUAA
Molecule: messenger RNA, 1299 nt
Organism: Asparagus officinalis (garden asparagus)
Lineage: Eukaryota; Viridiplantae; Streptophyta; Magnoliopsida; Asparagales; Asparagaceae
Exons: 1
Coding region: 1-1299 (432 amino acids)
Source: RefSeq, a predicted model, not a curated record